CGUACUUCCGCUCUGCUGUGGCUGUGGUUGUUCAGGACUGUCGAGCACUGGCGGCAUUUCACCGGAUUAAAACCCCUUUUGCAGUAGUAUCUGCAAACCAGUUUUGAUUCCCAGCCUUAUUUAAACACCAUGGCCGACAGCGAUGAUGAGUAUGACCGCCGGCGCAGAGACAAAUUCCGCCGGGAGAGAAGCGACUAUGACAGGUCCCGGGAGAGAGAGGACCGCCGCAGAGAUGACUGGAAUGACAGGCGACCCUCGGCUAGAGAGUGGGACAGAGGGCGUGAACGGCGCAGCCGUGGAGAGUACCGGGACUACGAGAGAGGCAGAAGAGAGAGAUUUUCCCCCCCUCGUCACGACAUGAGCCCUCAGCAGAAGCGCAUGAGGAGAGACUGGGAUGACCAUGCAGGCGACCCUUACCAUGGUGGCUAUGAUCUGGGUUAUGGAGGAGGUGGACCCAGCUAUGCUCCUCCUCAGCCAUGGGGUCACCCUGAUAUGCACCUCAUGCAGCCGCAUCAUGGAAUCCCCAUCCAGGCCAGGCUGGGCAACAUCCAUGAUAUGGAUCUUGGUCCUCCACCUCCUGUGAUGAAGACUUUUAAGGAGUUCUUGCUGUCUCUGGAUGACUCUGUGGAUGAAACGGAGUCUGUCAAACGCUACAAUGAGUACAAGAUUGAUUUUAGGCGGCAACAGAUGCAGGAUUUCUUCCUGGCCCAUAAAGAUGAAGAGUGGUUUCGUUCUAAGUAUCACCCUGAUGAGGCAGGAAAACGCAAAGCAGAGGCCCAUUGCGCGCUACAAAACAGGCUCAACGUAUACACAUUUCUCAUGGACAAUAGCUGGUUUGAAUCUGUCACUCUGGACAUCGAGCACGCUCCACAAAUCACCAAGAUUUUAGAUGCAGCCGUGAUAAAGAUGGAAGGAGGGGGCGAGAAUGACCUGCGCAUCCUAGAACAGCCAAUUGAGGAAGAGGAGGAGAAAGAGAGACUGUCGUCUGGUGGUGCUGGAUCUGAACCUACCAAACGAGAUGAGCCCAAGCCCAUCGAUGCUGAGCGCAAACCAUCGACUGAGAAAGAGAAGAUGGAUGAGGGGGAUGAGGGUGUGGAGAAGGAAGCAGGUACUUCUGCAGGCGUGAGUGAAGGAGAGGAGAAGGCAGAGAAGGAACCACCUGUCGAACCAAUCCCUGAACCUAAGAAGCUGAGUAAGAAGAGGAAGAGAAAGCACAGUGGAGACAGUGAAGAUGAAGCCAGCGCAUCUGAGAGCGAAUCUGAUUCUGAUUCCGACUCUAACUCUCACUGCUCUGAGAAACCCUCUGAGAGGGAGAGGGAAAGAGAGCGAGAGCAAGAGAGGGAACCAGAUGAGGGAGAGGACAAGGAAGAUGAGGAAGAAGAGGAGGGGGAAGCAAUUGAUGUGAAGGAGAGUUCGGAGGAGCAACAGAAAGAAAAAGAGAAAGAAAAGGAGAAGAAAGUGAAAGAUGAUCAGCCGCUGAGACCUCGACCUCUUCACAGAACGUGCUCUCUCUUCAUGAGAAGCAUCGCUCCAACUAUAUCUAAAGCUGAGAUUGUUGCUCUUUGUCGCCGUUAUCCAGGAUUCAUGCGUGUUUGUUUGUCAGAACCUCAACCAGAACGCAGGUUUUUCAGGCGUUGCUGGGUGACCUUUGACAGAGGGGUGAAUAUCAAAGAGAUCUGCUGGAACCUGCAGAACAUCCGACUGCGGGACUGUGAGUUGGCUCCCGGAGUCAAUCGAGACUUGGCACGGCGUGUUCGAAAUGUAAACGGAAUCACUCAGCACAAGCAGGUGCUUCGUAAUGACAUCAAGAUGGCCGCUAAACUGAUCCACGCACUGGACGAUAGGGAGAAACUCUGGAGCCACGAACCACGGGAAGAGCCGCCCACUAUGGAGCAUCUUCCUGCUCAGAACCCCAUUCUGAAGAACAUCACUGAUUACCUCAUAGAGGAAGUGAGUGCAGAGGAAGAGGAGCUUCUGGGAAGUGCAGGCGCAGCAGAUUGUGAGGAUGGAAACAAAGAUGGAAACCCUACUGAGAUCACAGUGGAGAGAGAUGAAAAACUGGUCAAGGUGUUGGAUCGUCUUCUGUUCUAUCUUCGUAUCGUUCACUCUAUUGAUUACUACAACACCUGUGAGUACCCGAGUGAAGACGAGAUGCCAAACCGUUGUGGGAUCAUCCAUGUGCGCGGACCCAUUCCCCCCAACCGUAUUACUCACAGAGAGGUGGUGGACUGGCAAAAGACAUUUGAAGACAAGCUAGGACCACUGUUCAGUGUGAAGGAAUCACUGUCUGAAGAUGAAGCGGGGAAGAUGGGCCGCAAAGACCCAGAGCAGGAAGUGGAAAAGUUUGUGUUGGCUAACACACAGGAGCUUGGCAAGGACAAAUGGCUCUGUCCACUCAGUGGCAAGAAGUUUAAGGGCCCAGAGUUUGUUAGGAAGCACAUCCUUAACAAACACGGUGAUAAGAUUGAGGAAGUGAAGAAAGAAGUGGUGUUCUUCAACAACUUUCUGAUGGAUGCAAAAAGACCCUCCAUCCCAGAGAUGAAGCCUCCACCACCUCCAGGUCCUGGCCAGGGAUUGCUUUCACCUGCAGGUCUUCCUUUCCCUCCUCAGGGUCCCCAGGGUCUGAUGGGUUUUGGCCAGCCCAGACCUCCAGUUAUGGGCUACGGAGGUGGACCUCCUUACCCCCCAAACCAGUAUGGUGGAGGCGGCAGAGGUAACUAUGACAACUUCCGUGGACAAGGCAGUUACCCUGGGAAACCUAGAAACAACCGGAUGAUGCGUGGGGAUCCUCGCAAUAUCAUUGAAUAUCGUGAUUUAGACGCACCGGAUGAUGUGGACUUCUUUUAGAACUCCAUUUUUAUUCUCUCUAUUUUUAAAUGUGUUUUUGUUUUUUACGAUUAUUUCAGUACUUAUUUAGUCUUGUUUGUGCAUUAAUUCCAGAAACUGCUCAGCACUGUCCCUUACUGUUCACUCACAUGUCACAGAGUAGCGCUGCACCUGAAGUGAACGCAUGUCUCGUGUUGAUCAUCAAUGUCGGUCAUAGUGUGAGCUUGUGCUAUUUCCUUGUUUUUCUGCCAAUAAAACUAAUUUGAAUACCAUUUGUGUAAUG
Molecule: messenger RNA, 3109 nt
Organism: Xyrauchen texanus (razorback sucker)
Lineage: Eukaryota; Metazoa; Chordata; Actinopteri; Cypriniformes; Catostomidae
Product: serrate RNA effector molecule homolog
Exons: 20
Coding region: 130-2847 (905 amino acids)
Biological process (GO): mRNA processing; primary miRNA processing
Cellular component (GO): nuclear body
Source: RefSeq, a predicted model, not a curated record